AUGGGAAAGCAGGUGGCAAUUAUCGGAGCUGGGAUCAGUGGCCUCCUUGCCUGCAAGUACACACUUUCAAAGGGCUUUCAGCCUAUUGUUUUUGAAGCUUCAAGCAGCAUUGGAGGAGUGUGGACAAAAACUGUUGAGACUACCAGGAUCCAAUCUCCUAAAGAUUAUUACCAAUUCUCAGAUUUUCCAUGGCCAUCUUCAGUGACAGAGGGCUUCCCAACUCAAAAUCAGGUUUUGGAUUACGUCAAAUCAUAUGCUCAACAUUUUGACUUGCUCAAGCAUAUCAAAUUCAACACCAAAGUGUGUGGGAUUGAGUAUGAAGGGCCAUCGUCUGAGGAUGAGAUGCAAGCUUGGAGUCUCUGGGGUGGCAACGGAGAGCCUUUCAGCUCCGAAGGGAAAUGGAAAGUUGUAGCAGAAGACAAACAUAGCCUCUCAACUGAGUCUUACUUAUCAAGUACGAACAAGCAGAUUCACCUGGUGGACUUUGUGAUCCUCUGCCUCGGGCGAUUCAGCGAUGUUCCAAACAUUCCUGAUUUCCAUCCAAACAAGGGACCAGAAGCAUUUCAUGGAGAGGUAAUACACUCGAUGAAUUACGCCGACAUGGACUAUGUAAGUGCGGCUAAUUUGGUGAAAGGAAAGCAAGUAACAGUUGUUGGGUUUCAGAAGUUUGCAAUGGACAUUGCAAUGGAGUGUUCAAAUGCAAAUGGGGUUGAACUUCCAUGCACAGUCAUAUACAAGACAGAACACUGGAACCUUCCUGACUAUCUUCCAUGGGGGUUGCCCCUGGCAUACCUGUACUUUAGUCGCUUCUCGGAGCUCUUGGUUCAUAAGCCUGGUGAAGGCCUCCUACUCAGUCUCCUGGCAACAAUUCUUUCACCUCUGCGAUGGGCAUUUUCGAAAUUUGUGGAAAGCCAUGUAAAUAAGAAGCUUGGUUUAGCCAAGUAUGGUAUGGUACCUAAGCAUAGUUUCCUUCAAGAGAUCAGCUCUUGCAUGAUCGCAACGGUACCGGAAAAGUUCUUUGACCGGGUCCAAGAGGGAAGCAUCAUUCUGAAAAAGUCUCCCAGCAGCACCUUCAGCUUUUGCCAAGAAGGCAUUUUGGUUGAAGGUGAAAGCUCCCCUGUGAAGACAGAUUUGGUCAUAAUGUCUACUGGAUUCAGAGGUGAGAAAAAGCUCAAAGACGUCUUUGUGUCCCCAACUUUUCAGGACCGAAUAGUCGGUUCACCAGAGACCAUAUUGCCCCUCUACAGGGAAUGCAUACAUGGAAGAAUUCCACAACUAGCUGUAAUUGGAUUCUCCGAGAGUAUUUCCAACUUGUUCACCUCUGAGAUGAGAUGCAGAUGGCUUUCAGAGCUUUUUGCAGGCACAUUUAAGCUUCCAAGCAUAAAAGAGAUGGAGAAAGAUGUGGAAAAGUGGGACAAAUACGCAAAGCAAUACGCUUCUGGCCAAUACUAUCGGAGAUCAUGCAUCGGCGCCCUGCAUCUGUGGUACAAUGACCAGUUGUGCAAGGACAUGGGAUGGAACCAUAAAAGAAAGAAGGGAGUCUUUGCUGAAUUGUUUGAGCCUUAUGGACCAAUGGAUUAUGUUACCUCUUAA
Molecule: messenger RNA, 1593 nt
Organism: Prunus armeniaca (apricot)
Lineage: Eukaryota; Viridiplantae; Streptophyta; Magnoliopsida; Rosales; Rosaceae
Source: the annotation of a GenBank genome assembly